Molecule: messenger RNA, 1133 nt
Organism: Hyaloscypha bicolor E
Lineage: Eukaryota; Fungi; Ascomycota; Leotiomycetes; Helotiales; Hyaloscyphaceae
Product: GTP-binding protein-like protein rho2
Exons: 5
Coding region: 166-771 (201 amino acids)
Biological process (GO): small GTPase-mediated signal transduction
Molecular function (GO): GTP binding; GTPase activity
Source: RefSeq, a predicted model, not a curated record
AAUCGCCAGGCUCGUAUUGACAACCCUCAUUUUCUGGCGUCGAUAACUCAAGAAACGGCCGGACCCCCUUUUCUCUUCUCCCUUACCUUCACUGGUACAGGCUUUCGAUAACUUCUUCGAAAUUGCUCCUCGAAACGAAAACAUCACACCACCCGAUCUCCGACCAUGGCCUCCCAACAACAAGCACAAAAUGUGAUGCGAAGGAAACUGGUAAUUAUUGGUGACGGCGCGUGUGGAAAGACCUCGCUGCUGAGUGUUUUCACACUGGGAUACUUCCCAACCCAUUAUGUCCCAACCGUCUUCGAGAACUACGUCACAGAUUGUAGGGUGGAUGGGAAAAGCGUGCAAUUGGCGUUAUGGGAUACGGCAGGACAAGAAGAUUAUGAAAGAUUACGACCCUUGGCAUAUUCAAAAGCACACGUGAUUCUGGUAGGAUUCUCAAUUGACACGCCGGACUCUCUGGACAACGUCAAGCAAAAAUGGGUGGAAGAAGCAAACGAGAAAUCCCCGGGCGUACCCAUCAUACUGGUCGGUCUGAAGAAGGAUCUCCGAGAGGACCCAGUAGCCAUUGAAGAGAUGAGGAAGAAAUCACAACAUUUCGUUUCCACCCGAGAAGCCACAGAAAUCGGUCACGAAAUCGGAGCACGAAAAUACCUCGAAUGUUCUUCACUGACAGGAGAAGGCGUGGAUGAUGUUUUCGAAGCCGCAACAAGAGCUGCUCUGCUCACAUUCGAGAAAGGAGAGGGAGGGGGAUGCUGUGUCAUACUAUAGCGGGAGUUGGAGUUUGCAGAUUUCAGCCAGGUCGUACGGAGAAACAGCACAACAUUUUGGCCGGGAAGGCACAAUUCGAACAAUACAACUUCUAAUCGAACGCACACGGCUUCUUUUCAACCUCAACGGCCUUCUUCCUGCUCAUCAAAAGUUUCAAAGCCCUUCGAUUUACUGUGCCAUAUUCGGUUCUGGUUUGGAGGAAGGGAAGGGGAGGGGAAGAAAAAGACGACAGAUAGAGACAUUAACGACUGUUUACGAACCGAGGUCGAAAACAUCACACUCCUUUUGAUAAGUUGAUUGGGCUGUUUUCUUCAACUACAUACCCAGCGUUGCGAACGGGUGCAAUGGAUGAAUGGAAUGGG